Molecule: messenger RNA, 2568 nt
Organism: Oppiella nova
Lineage: Eukaryota; Metazoa; Arthropoda; Arachnida; Sarcoptiformes; Oppiidae
Source: the annotation of a GenBank genome assembly
AUGGAGGUGAAGAGCCGUGCGUUACCGUCGGAGUCGUGUACGGGUGUCGCCAAUGAUGUGCCCAUAGAGUCGUCGGCAACGGCCGCCAAACUCGCGCAACAGUCGUCCGAAAAUCAUCAUGUGAAGAGCCGUGCGUUACCGUCGGAGUCGUGUACGGGUGUCGCCAAUGAUGUGCCCAUAGAGUCGUCGGCAACGGCCGCCAAACUCGCGCAACAGUCGUCCGAAAAUCACAUGAACUCAAAGAAUGGCAGAAAUUUGUUUAGAUUUAGCGAAAGAUUCACUAAAAAGACAAAACAGACGAAGAAAAGCAAACUCAGAAAUGACAGUAACAUUACCGGUCAGUCCUCGGUCGGGGAUGCCUUAAAAGGGGUGAAGUCGACGGUUGAUAAUGAGAGCCUAUCGGGCGAUGAGAUGGGUAUUGUCGUGAGUGAUCAUAUUGGCAGAGGUGGUGCGAGAUAUGAUUCAAAGCUAUCUAUAGGGACUGGUGAUCAACAGACAAGAAGUGAUGACAUGGGCAGUGGUGGCCCAAAGUCGGAGUCUCUUUCCGGGAAUAUAGAGUCACUCGAUUGGAACAAAUUAAUGGUUGAAAUACGAAAAGUUUGUUUCAAAUAUGACAGCAAAGGCUUUAUAGACAAACUCAAUAUGUCUGUACCUAAGAGUGCAAUAUAUGGAUUACUGGGUCCGAGUGGCUGUGGAAAGACUACUUUAUUGAGACUUAUUUUAGGCCUAAUAAAACCAAAAUCUGGUACUAUUCAAAUCAAUGGUAAACCACCGGGUAGUUCUGCUAACAAUAUCCCGGGUAUUGGCGUUGGAUUUAUGCCUCAAGAAUUGGCUCUCUUUCAAGAGAUCACACUAAACGAAGCGCUCAAAUACUUCAGCCGAUUGUAUGGUAUGAGCGAUGAGUUGACGCUUUCGAGGAUUAAGUUUUUGGUAGACUUUUUGGAUCUGCCCGAUGCGGACAGACUUAUUGGUACCAUGAGUGGUGGACAAAAGCGACGGGUUUCCUUAUCGCUAUCUCUUGUACACAAUCCACCACUUCUUAUAUUGGAUGAGCCCACUGUUGGUACUGAUCCGGUGUUGAGAGAGAGGAUUUGGGAGCAUUUGGUGGUGUUAUCCCGAAAGGAGUCGACAACUAUUAUAAUAACCACUCAUUAUAUCGAAGAGGCCCGAAGAGCACACGUGAUAUCACUGAUGAGAGAGGGAAGACUACUGGUUGAACAUUCGCCACAAUAUCUAUUGAAUCAUUUUUGUGUCCAAAAUCUGGAGGAAGUGUUUCUGAAAAUGUGUGACAGAAAUAGGUCGGCAAUUAUGCCACAGAAUUACUACAACACCAGAAGUAUAGACAGUAGCGAUAACUUAGUUUCAAAUGAAAAACCAAAGGAUAAGGAAAUGACAGACAAAAUGAUACAAAAAACUUCGGUUACAUCUACUAAACGAGUGUUAACCCAAACGUAUAAAAAUGGGAUCAGACUUAUGAGAAACAAACCUUUACUACUAUUUGAGACCAUUUUGCCGACAAUCUGUAUAAUAAUAUUCUGUUUAUGCAUCGGAACCAAACCAUACAAUAUUCAGAUAGCCGUCUAUAACGGGGAAUAUGAUAAUUUCACGACAAACGGUUCCCAAGUGACAACAUUAAGUACAACUUUUCUCCGUCAAGUCAAUAAUAAGACUAUUAACCUGAAACACUAUUCAUCAAAUGAAAGCGCUUACAAUGCGGUGCGAUAUUCUGGCGAUACAUACGGUGCUAUUGUUUUUGACAAAAACUUCACGUCUGCCCUCUUCAACAGAUUUGUUAACCAGUUUAAGGCCACCGAUGAAGACAUCGACAGCAGUACCAUUCAGUUCUUCGGGGACUUUACAGAUAUGAUAAUAACGGAAACGCUGACCAAAGCCUUAAUUGACGCCGAGUUGUCUUUCAUGAGAGAGACAAUGAAUACAUAUUUGCUGAUUAACCAAGAUCCUUUGAUUAAGAAACAGUUUAGACUAUAUGAUCCGCUCGUCAAAUUCAUGGACCCACCCGUCUAUGGCUCUAUUGAUCCCAAUUUUCGAGAUUUUAUGGCACCAGGAAUCAUAAUAUCUGUCAUUUACUUCAUGGCCGUGGGUCUGACGGCACUGACACUAGUAGUGGAGCGAAAGGAGGGCCUACUGGAGAGGUCGCUGGUGGCCGGGCUUAAGAUGCACGAGAUUCUCGCCUCACAAGUCUUACUACAGUUCUUUAUAGUGGUAUUACAGGCAACACUACUCAUGAUAUUCACGUUUUUGGUGUUUGAAGUGCCCAACCAGGGUAAUAUUGUCUACAUUAUACUCAUUGUUUUGCUACAAGGACUGGGCGGCAUGUGUUUCGGUCUGGUCAUAUCAUCCGUGUGUAAGGAUGAGAACUCGGCUAUAAUGGCUUCGUUGGGAUCUUUUUAUUCCUAUUUCUUGAUAUCGGGCGUCAUUUGGCCGCUCGAAGGGAUGCCCCCCUGGCUCAAGACUAUCAGCUAUUUUACGCCACAAACCCUGUCUAUAAUAUCUCUCCGUAAUGUCAUGUUAAAGGGCUGGACUAUAGUCUACCAAAACUAUAUUUAA